GAGAGAAUGUUGUGCGAGGCCAAGACAGCGCGUGAAAAUAUUCUACAGUUGCAGUUGUUGGAAGGAAAAAAGUUUAAGGAAACAAGAAAAUAUUUGCAAAAUUCAUGAGUUAAAGCGAAUUAAACUUCAAUGAAAUGAAGGCAAUUUUAUAAUUUCGAAAAGCAGUGUUUAAAAGUUGUGAGAAUUAGCAGGAAUCUUGUGUUAAAUGCGAGAUUAUGUUAUUACGCCAAGGAAUCGCAUAAAAUGUGACCCAAUUUGUUGUGUGUGCGUGUGUUGUGAAGGAAAUAUGAAGAUCAAUGCAAAAAUGGCCACCCCUAUAGAGGAGAAGGUUGACCAAAACUUAAAGAUCCGCACUGGUAUGGUAAAUGUCAGCGAUGGCAAAAGUAAACCAGAACCACUUAGACUGAAUUUAACUAUGGAACUGGUUACGUUGCAAAGGUUAGAGGUCGUUACACCAACAAAUCCUCACAAUGGACCACCAAUGGAAUCAAAGGAGCGCAUGGUGCAGAUUACGCGUCAAAAGCAGGGCGGCCUUGGUCUAAGCAUAAAAGGUGGUGCCGAGCAUAAAUUGCCCAUUUUAAUAUCGCGCAUCUACAARGAUCAAGCGGCGGAUAUUACAGGCCAACUAUUUGUUGGCGAUGCGAUAAUUAAGGUGAAUGGCGAAUACAUCACAGCCUGCCCGCACGAUGAUGCGGUGAAUAUAUUGCGUAAUGCCGGCGAUAUUGUUGUGCUGACGGUGAAGCAUUACCGUGCGGCGACGCCAUUCCUGCAAAAGCAACUUGCCAAGGAGACACCCGAUUCGGACAAUGAUGCAACAUGUGCUGAAUUAAAGGCUGACGAAGGCUACAAGUCCUCGGUAAAUAAUGGCACAAUAAGUCGCAGCUGUAGUCGCCCGAUGUCGAUUUGUUCGGAACCGGAAAAGAGAUGGGUGGAUGUGGUGGCAGUGCCGCUGAUGAUGGCCUACGUAACGCGCUAUAUCUACGGCACGGAUAAGUUACGCCCCAAUGCGUUUGAAGUACGCGGCCUUAAUGGCGCCUCGACUGGCAUAAUACACUGUGAUGAUUUGGCCAUUCUCAGUCAAUGGCUUAAAUUGAUAACCGAUAAUGUUGUUGGAUUGACACAUUUACAAAUGAAGCUUUAUAAUCGCAACUUUGCCGUAGGCGAGCGCAUAGAAUACAUGGGCUGGGUGAACGAGGGUGUUAUUAACAACAAUAUCUCCUGGCAAAGCUACAAACCACGUUUUCUAGUAUUAAAAGGCACUGAAGUGAUGCUUUUUGAGACACCACCGUUAAAUGUCGCCGGUUUGUCGAAGGCACUCGUGGCCUACAAAGUCUAUCAGACGAUGUUUCGUGUCGUGAAGGAAUCGGAAACGGUGGAUAGUCGUCAGCAUUGCUUUCUGUUGCAGAGUUCCGGCCAUGAGCCACGUUAUCUGAGCGUCGAGACACGGCAGGAGCUGCUGCGCAUCGAAAAUAGCUGGAAUGCGRCCAUAGUGACGAGCGUAAUUAAAUUGGGCCGCAAAACUUUCGCCGUCUCACAUCAUGGCAAGAGUGGCGGUCUAACUUUGGACUGGCAGUCGGGUUUUUCGCUGGCGGAAGGUGCCGACUCGGCCAUCGUUUGGCAAUAUAAAUUUUCACAACUGCGUGGUUCCAGCGAUGACGGCAAAUCAAAAUUAAAACUACAUUUUCAGGAUCAUGAAACGCGCGCAAUUGAAACAAAAGAACUGGAAUGUCAAGUGCUACAAAGUUUACUCUUUUGUAUGCAUGCCUUUUUGACCGCCAAAGUCGCCUCAGUUGAUCCGGCGUUUCUAAGUUCUAUACAACAAACCUAAAAUCGGCGCACUGAAAACAUAUAAACAAACAACGCGGAUGAAAUUCGUGGCGCCACUCAUAUUUAAAAAGCGAAAAUGAGCCACAAAUAUGGCAGAAGGAAAUUUAUUACUGUAUUGAACAAUUCAAACGGCAAGUAGGUACUUAAAAAAUUACAAACUAACUACAAAA
This is a messenger RNA of Bactrocera latifrons, 1997 nucleotides long. RefSeq names its product gamma-1-syntrophin (gene Syn2). The transcript is spliced from 10 exons. Gene Ontology annotation, molecular function: protein binding; structural molecule activity. Lineage: Eukaryota; Metazoa; Arthropoda; Insecta; Diptera; Tephritidae. Gene Ontology annotation, cellular component: dystrophin-associated glycoprotein complex; intracellular anatomical structure. Bases 206 to 1828 code for a protein of 540 amino acids. The record is from RefSeq and is a predicted model, not a curated record.